Molecule: messenger RNA, 1008 nt
Organism: Anopheles nili
Lineage: Eukaryota; Metazoa; Arthropoda; Insecta; Diptera; Culicidae
Product: syntaxin-6
Exons: 5
Coding region: 1-1008 (335 amino acids)
Biological process (GO): Golgi vesicle transport
Cellular component (GO): membrane
Source: RefSeq, a predicted model, not a curated record
AUGGAAGAUCCAUUUUUCGUGGUGAAAGACGAAGUAUUCAAAGCACUGAAUAAAACACGUGGUCUGUACAUUCGCUGGCGCGAACUGAGCGAUGCACAUUCCGGCGGAUCUACCGCUGAGGCCGAUUGGACGACAACUGAACUGAAAAAUUCACUACGCAGCAUCGAAUGGGACUUGGAAGAUUUGGAAGACACGAUUAGUAUUGUAGAAAAAAAUCCAAGCAAAUUUAAAAUCGACAACAGAGAACUUUCCAGCCGACGGCAUUUCAUCGACGCCACCCGGGAUGAGGUGAAAUCGAUGAAAGAUCGCAUGAGCAUCAGCCGCAAUCGUGACCAGGACAUAACCGCUCGUCAGCCCCUGCUUGAUAACGACGUCGAGGCAUCUCCCCAGUGUAACAAGAACUACAUCAACAACAACAGUAUCAUAUCAAACGGUGUCGCAGUGCUGAACGCUACCGGGUGCCCCGUCGGUGGAUUGAACAACAACUCGCUCAGCUGCAACCUAAACAACAACAGCCAAGCUAAUAAUUUAAACCUUGCCGAAACUGGGAAGCAUCUGAUCAGCUCGGCCGGUGCAGCAAUGGCUUCGAGACACAGUGGUGCAAAAUACUCCAAACUGGAGAACAACCUCGACGACAGCCCGAGCCAUUACGUGCCGUCGUCUUCGGGGGGUGCUAUCCUGGACUCAAGUUCGAGUCGUUUCGUUGAGGAUACACUUGCGACGCAACAUCAUAUUCUAGUUGGGCAGGAUGAGCAGUUGGAUAUAAUCAGCGAUUCCAUCGGCACGCUUAAAACCGUUUCUCGUCAGAUCGGCAUCGAAUUGGAUGAGCAAGCUGUAAUGCUGGACGAGUUUGGUAACGAGCUAGAGCAAACCGAUUCUAAGCUGGAUGCUACCAUGAAAAAGGUGGCGAAAGUGCUACAUAUGACCAAUGACCGGCGGCAAUGGACGGCCAUCGUUGUUCUAUCGAUAGCGCUUGUAGUUGUGAUAAUUAUUUAUAUUAUUCUUUAA